AUGACGAGGUGCAGUUUGAUGCCUCACCCCCUCGCCAAGGGCCUCAUGAUCCUGCAGAAUGUGUCCAGCCGUGACACCCAGAACCCAGAAGGGAGACAGCUCCGAAACCCGCACAGCCUCAGCAGGUCGGCCCAGGCCAUCAGCCGCUACUACCGGAAGAUGAGUGACCUCAAGGACACGGACAGCCCUGAUGGCUUUGUGUCCGAAACGGAGGAAAUGAGGAGGGCGUUUCUCAGGCGGCCUGGCUGCCCCCAGUUUAGCACCAGGGCCACAUCUAUAUCCCAACUGGGUUCAGGCACUGUGGUCGGUCUGCCCAGGGAGGUGUGCGUCAGCCCUGAGACCUGGAGGAUGAUGGAGGACCCGCUCCUGGACAGGCGGGGCUUGGACACGGGAGUGGACAGGCGCCUCAUUCCCUUCAGUAAGAGCGCCUGUGAGCUCAACCACCUGCACAAGGAGGACGAACCCCGGACCCCGAGUCCCGUCACCAGCAGCCCACUCACAGCCCAGAGCUUCCCGAGACAGAGGAUGCCCUGGUACAUCUCGGUCAUCCACGAGAAGAUUCGGCGCCUGUCUGAGCUGGAGGCGCAGGUCCAGCAGAAAGACCAGGAGAUCCUGGCGCUCCAGAGGGAGAAGGAGGUCCUCAGGAGGCAGCUGAAGUGCCUCCUCAGAAGCAAGAGCCAAGAGACACCGGUGUCUGCGGAUAGGAAGGAGCGGCCCUCGGAGGCUCAGAAGCUGGGGGUACUGAGCAUCCUGAAGUCCCUCUACAAGGAUGAGGAGGAGCAGGAGCGCUGGGUGCAGGAGGAGCACGCCAAGGAGCACAGCGAGGAGGAAGAGGAGGAGGGGGAGGGGGAAGGGGAGGAGGAGGAUGGGGAGAGGGAGGGGGAAGAGGAAGGCCAAGACCAGGGGCCCCCGGUGACCAGGGCAAAGGGCAGCAUGGGCAGGAUGGGGGCCGUGCCGGAGGAGGGCCCUGAGGGGGAGGAAGAGGACGAGGAAGAGGACGGGGACCAGGAGGAAUCGGAGGAACGGAGCUGGGAACUGCGGGAGGGAGAGGGGAGCCCCCCGAGGAAGGCCUACUCCCUGACCGAGUCCUUCGAGGAGGAGCUGAUGGCCCAGCUGGAGGAGUACGAGCGCACGCUGGUGGAGUUCCAGAGCGAGCUGGGGGUCACCAGGACCAGAUACGCCCUCGCCACAGGAACCAUCACGACACUGCAGCGGCAGGUGGAGUUCCAAGAAUCCCAGCUGCGAAAGGUCAACACGGAGAAGGAGCUUCUGCGGAAGGAACUGCAGGAGCGGAAGCAGCAGCUGCAGGCCAUGUCCGACAAGUUCUCCAGCCUCCGGGAAGAGAAGAAGCACCAGGAGAUGAUGGGGCUCAUCCAGAAGGACAACCUUGUCCUCCGAGAGCGGGUGUCAGAGCUGGAGGCAGAGCUCACCAAACGUGACCUGGCCAUCACGGAGCUGAGCACCAAGGUGGGCGAGCUGCAGACGCAGACUGAGCGGGACCAGGACCACCGGCAGCGAUGGAAGCAGCUGCACGAGGAGCUGCAGAGCAGGAAUGAGAUGGUGCGGCAGGCAGAGCAGGCGACCCGCGUGGCCCUGGAGAGCGCCCAGUCCAGGCUUGAGAGACUGAGGAGUAAGAUCAUCCAGGCCACCUUCAAUGUCAGCGGGAUCAAGUCCUUGGCCACUGAGAUCUCUGACAACCACAUCCUGGAGGCCCUGCAGAGGAUCAUCUCAGAGAGGAGCGACUACUACCACCAGCUGAAGCAGAAAGGGGUCAGAGUGCCCCCGCUGCAGCAGUCAGAGAUCAUGCUCACCAAGCCCACGAGGGUCACCUCCAAAUAAGCCCAGCAGCGGCCCAGGGCAGUGAGCCCUCAGAGGCCAGGACCCGGGGAUGGGGGGCGGGUACCUGCUCUGAUUCAGAAUUAAACCCUGGUGCCAGCCUUGGUCUCCUCUCUUCCUUCCCUGCUGCCCCGUGUGGCUAGUCUCCUCCACCCUGGGCUCAUGGUCCGCACGCCAGCACUCACC
Messenger RNA from Marmota flaviventris (yellow-bellied marmot), 2022 nucleotides. It is a transcript of the gene Ccdc27, whose product is annotated as coiled-coil domain containing 27. Lineage: Eukaryota; Metazoa; Chordata; Mammalia; Rodentia; Sciuridae. The record is from RefSeq and is a predicted model, not a curated record.